GGCUCAUUUUAAUUUCAUCAAUUACUAAUGCCUGGUAGAAAUUGUAGCAAUAUGAAAAGAUCGAGCGACACGAUGUUAGACCUCGGCUAACAUGGUGGACCUUUGGCCAUUUUCUGUCUUCUAUCGAGCGUAUUUUGGUACCAUGAAGUUUAAGGAGCGUUUUGCGUUUUGCCUCUGUGUAGUUGUUCUUAUAGUACCAUUUAUUUGGUUACGAAUGCGAGUCUCGGACAAGAAGCACCCGCUGUUACUUUCUGUUCAUGAAGAUUCACAGUUUCCGGUGGACGAAACGGAUUUCAACAGAAUCGAUCAUUCUCAUCAUCAUGUCCAGCGAUCAAACGAGGAAAUGGAAAGUGUGAAAACGAACACUGAUUCUAAUGACGUACAUGUAAAACCAAGGUUAGAGAAGCGAUUUGUAGAAAAGGAUCACAAAAACACAGUUAGUAAACACGACAACAACGCAAGGAAUGCCAAUAAUGAUGUGGACUAUGAAUAUGACGACCCAUGGUUGAUAUGGAAAGACAUGGUCAAAUCUCGACAAAUUACCCCUCCUGAUGACACUGAUGCAGUCAAUAUGAUAUUAGAAGCCAUGAUGUAUAAACCUGUUAUAGCAGCCGGCGUUGGAUACCGUGGCACACAGUUGAAAGCCACUUUAACUCUUGAGGGAAAGCAGAGAGUAGUUUUCAAGCCUAAGAGAUAUCCUAGAGACUUCAUAGUGGAAGGAACUCCGUAUGCUGGUUUUGACAGACAUAAUGGAGAAAUUGCAGCAUUUCAUUUGGACAGAAUUUUAGGGUUCUACAGAGCUCCACCUGUUGUUGGAAGAAAUAUAAACUUAGAAGAUGAGAUAGAACCUAUAGCAGACAAGCGACUUCUAGACACUUUCUUUAAAAAGGGCGGAGAUACCUGUUUCUAUGGUCGUUGUUACUACUGUAAGAAAGCAGAUGCUGCUUGUGCCAAUGGUACAGUCAUGGAAGGCUCAGUAACAUUAUGGCUACCGCAAGGUUGGCCCCUCACAAAGUGGUCACAUCCUUGGCAGAGAACAUACAGCGAUACAAGAAAGGCAAAGUGGGAGACAGACAACAACUACUGUAAAGAGAAGGUGGUGAACAUGUCACCUUAUGAUUCUGGCCCUCGUCUGCUAGAUCUCUUGGACACAGCAUUGUUUGACUUUUUAAUAGGAAACGCAGACAGACAUCACUACGAGACCUUUUUAAAAGAGGAAGGUACUGGAAUGCCAUUGCAUUUGGACAACGCCAAGAGUUUUGGCGAUCCUUAUCACGAUGAAAUCUCCAUCCUGGCUCCUAUUUAUCAAUGUUGCAGAAUUCGACGGUCUACCUGGAAUCGCUUUCAAUCUAUAGCUACAAAGAACACGCCCUUAAGUGAAAUUCUACGGAAAGCAACAGAAGAAGAUCCUGUGGCGCCGGUCCUAUCAGAUCCUCACUUCAGAGCCAUCGACAGAAGAAUGAAAAUCGCCAUUGACACGAUAAAGAAGUGUAUCAAAAGCCAUGGAGAGGCUGGAGUGUUGGUUUCUGAAGAAGAUGUUUAGAGUUUAACGGACU
Orbicella faveolata is the source of this 1556-nucleotide messenger RNA. RefSeq names its product glycosaminoglycan xylosylkinase-like. Gene Ontology annotation, molecular function: phosphotransferase activity, alcohol group as acceptor. NCBI's taxonomy places the organism in Eukaryota, Metazoa, Cnidaria, Anthozoa, Scleractinia, Merulinidae. Gene Ontology annotation, cellular component: Golgi apparatus. Gene Ontology annotation, biological process: protein phosphorylation. The record is from RefSeq and is a predicted model, not a curated record.